AUGUUUGGUUCGCCUUGUUCGAUUCAAUCCUCCUAGCAUUCAGUCAGUUAUAGAUAAGCUUUCAUUCAAGGACAUGGCACCUGCCCUUGUCAAGGGCAGUGCACGUGAGCAGCAAAUCAGCUUAAACCUUCUAAGCAUGACCAUGCUUGGAAGCCACAUUCUCACAAAUAUUGGGCGUUACCUUUUGCAGUUGGUAGAGGACAAGAAUCUGGUCCCUGGUCUUGUGCCUCUCAUUGAGCAAGGAAGUGAAGUUUUGAGGGGCAAAGCACUUGUUUUCGUGGCCCUUCUUUGUAAGAAUGGGAAAAGGUGGUUACCACACUUCUUUUGCAAUGCACGGUUGCUGUCCAUUUUGGACAGAUUGGCAAAAGAGAAGGAUAGCUAUCUGCAGCAGUGUUUAGAUUCAUUUGUGCAUGUUGUGGCAUCCACGGUGCCAGGCUUGCUGGAUAAUAUAACUGGAGAUAUUCAGCAAAUGGUAGGAGGAACGCGCCAUGGACAUUUCUCUGCCCUUACUAGUCGAGUUGCUCCAAAGACCAACAUUCAUUUGUUCCCGGUUGUUCUCCAUCUGCUUGGAAGCUCAUCUUUUAAAAACAAAGUGGUGACUCACCAGGUCUUGCAGCAGUUGGCAAACCUCAUCCAAGUUGUGGAGACACCAUUUCAGUCUGUAGCUGAAGAGGCAUCACUGAUUCUUCCAAGCCUUGAUGUUUUUAUAAGUGGAAUUCUUCGUAGUCUGACUGUUUUAUACAGGGGAAAUAAAGAUGGUGAUGCUAGAUGUUUGUGCCUUAAAAUUUUGUUUGAUGUGAUGGUCAUCUUCUUGAAUGAACCUUUUGUACAUGAGCAAAAGUCAGAGGAUCUGAAAUUGAUAUCCAAUUCUCAUUUCCUUCCUCUGUACCCCACUUUGAUUGAUGAUGAAGAUCCCAUUCCUAUGUAUGCACAAAAGCUUCUUGUGAUGCUCAUUGAGUUUGGUUACAUUAAAAUCCCAGACAUUCUAGAUCUGAAGAUGGUAUCAAGAUGUUUUGAAUUUUUGCUUGGAGAUCUGUCAAGUGCAAAUGUAAACAAUGUCAAGCUGUGUCUUGCUCUGGCAUCUGCCCCCGAAAUGGAUUCCAAGUUACUCUCUCAGUUGAAAGUAGUUAGGAAAAUUGGAAAUCUUUUGGAGUUUGUAUAUGCAAAAGAUAUGGAAGAUUUUCUCGAACCAACUCUUAGCUUGUGGAGGGCCUUUCUUCUACAAUCUGUACCAAGUAGAAAAGGUAUUGUUUAUACAAAGGAGCCAGUGCUCUUAGAUGGCUAUUCUGAGGCAAGCAGUGCGGUUGAUCAGCAGCAAUGCAUAAGAGAUAUAAUAGACUUUGGCAGCAAUGUGGGUGUUUUGCUGGAGUUAAGUGGAUCCUCUGAAGCAAAUGUUGCUGACAUAGCAUCUGAAUGUGUAGUGUUGUUGUUCAAGGCAGCUCCAAGGGAAGCAACAACUGGAUUUUUGACUAAUCUUCCAAAGGUUGGUGCAAUUAUUGAGUCCUGGCACAAGGGCAUUUCUCAUUUGCUGUUGCAGCGGAUGCUGCAUGCACUUGGUUAUUCCUGUAGGCAAUAUCUUUCACACGCCAUGAUAUUAUCAAUAUCUGCAUUGGAGAUUACACGAAUUGAAGCCAUUGUCUCUGAGUUGAAAGGCUCAAGCAUACCUUCAUUAGCUGAUGUUGCUUCCCUUGUGGGAUUGGAGUUGCAGCGGCUUCGUCGUUGCAUUUAAAUUUAUUAAGGUUGUAAAUCUACUCUCUCUCUCUGUUCGUUGUGUUUUUUCGCUGUAGAACUGCAGUUUAUGAGUUAUUCUGAGUUAGUAGGGUUCUUGUAUUACAGGCACCAUGGUCAGAUCAACUUUUCAAACGGGCAUGAGCCAUGAAAGAUGUUUCUUGAUUUCUGCUAAUGCUCACUGACUCAUUUUUAAGAGGUGAGUCAAUUGUUUUAUGCACAUCUCAAUCAUACAAUCUUGCACUUGACCUGUAUUGUAUAAUAAUCUACAAAUAUUCGU
Rubroshorea leprosula is the source of this 2008-nucleotide messenger RNA. The record is from the annotation of a GenBank genome assembly. Lineage: Eukaryota; Viridiplantae; Streptophyta; Magnoliopsida; Malvales; Dipterocarpaceae.